Gossypium raimondii (Peruvian cotton) is the source of this 2880-nucleotide messenger RNA. RefSeq lists its product as uncharacterized. Lineage: Eukaryota; Viridiplantae; Streptophyta; Magnoliopsida; Malvales; Malvaceae. Gene Ontology annotation, molecular function: mRNA guanylyltransferase activity; mRNA 5'-triphosphate monophosphatase activity; ATP binding. The transcript is spliced from 18 exons. Gene Ontology annotation, biological process: 7-methylguanosine mRNA capping; protein dephosphorylation; DNA repair. The coding region runs from base 449 to 2506 and encodes 685 amino acids. The record is from RefSeq and is a predicted model, not a curated record.
AAUUUUUUUGAGUAGAAUGUUUUAUAACAAUUUAAUUUAUCCUCUAUAUUUAUUUGAUUUCUUCCAAACUGGAAUCUUGACACAUUGGUCUUCUCCUCGGUGCAUCUUUGUCUCUCACACCUGACAUGGGAGCGAUUUUUUUAAAUUAUUGAUCACUACUCUUUCAAAAUAACCAACGACUUUCUCUCUCUAGGGUUUCGAAGGGAUACUUUCACAGAUACAUUUCUCUUCUCCUCCGUGUAUCUUUGUCUCUCACACCCCUUUCUGUACCGUCCCUACAGCUUACAGAACAAGUUUCCGAGUUUAUUGGAUUCCGUAGGUGACGGAAAAAAGAGGACAUCAGUUUAUUUUAACCGCUUCAAUGGCCUGUUUGAUCUUCUUUUAGCUGUAAUUUCACCGUAGAUUACAUGUUUCCGGUUCAAAAUUCAUGGUGUUUGGUAGAUGCUGAAUGAUUGCUAGUAUGGACUUAAAUGCUUCCCCAUUACCUGAAGAUGAUGAAGAAAUAUAUGAAAGACAUAUAGAACAUUACUCCGUACCAGAAGAACACGUAGAAUCUGCAGUUGAAAUUUCAAGGAGGGAACGUGAGGAAAGACGGAAGAAGUUGAAAAGAGACCGAUCAGAUGAUCACCCAGUACAUGUCUCUCAGCCUCAAGUACUUGAUCACUUUUAUCAAAAUAGGAAUCCCAAGUUUUAUGAUAAAAGUAGACUCCCUCCUGGUUGGUUGGAUUGUCCUUCUGCUGGUCAGGAAAUAGGUUGCAUCAUUCCUUCUAAGGUUCCGCUUGGUGAAUCUUAUAAUGACUGCAUUCCUCCUGGUAAAAGAUACUCUUUUAAACAAGUGAUUCAUCAGCAAAGAGUUUUAGGAAGAAAGCUUGGUUUAGUGAUUGAUUUGACAAACACAUCUCGUUACUAUCAAACGACAGACCUGAAGAAAGAAGGUAUUAAGCAUGUAAAGAUUCAAUGCAGGGGAAGAGAUGCUGUACCUGAUAACAUGUCUGUUAAUACUUUUGUUUAUGAGGUGUCACAAUUCCUCCUACGUCAGAAAUCAAAGAAAUAUAUUCUUGUCCAUUGCACACACGGGCAUAAUCGCACUGGAUACAUGAUUGUUCACUAUCUCAUGCGAUCACAAUCAAUUGUUUUUGUUUUGCCUUUUGUGCAGGCAAUAAAAUUUUUUUCUGAGGCACGUCCUCCUGGAAUUUACAAACCUGACUAUAUUGAUGCCUUGUAUACAUUUUAUCAUGAAAGACGGCCUGAAAUGGUUAUCUGCCCUCCAACUCCUGAGUGGAAGAGGUCUUCUGAUCUUGAUCUCAAUGGUGAAGCAGUCCCAGAUGAUGAUGAUGAUGGAAGUCCAAUUGCAUUACCUGAGAAUCAUGAAACGGAUGUAGUGUUGACAAAUGAUGACAUUUUGGGAGAUGAAAUACCUCAGGACCAGCUGCAAUCACUGCGCUUAUUCUGCUACCAUACAUUGAAGUUAAAUGCUGGGGUUAGAGGAAAUGCGCAGUUUCCGGGAUCGCAUCCAGUUUCACUCAACAGGGACAACUUACAACUUUUAAGGCAACGAUAUUAUUAUGCCACUUGGAAAGCAGAUGGAACACGAUAUAUGAUGUUGAUAACUGUUGAUGGAUGUUACUUGAUUGAUAGGAGCUUUAAUUUUCGAAGGGUUCAGAUGAGGUUUCCAUGCAGACACCCAACUGAAGGUAUAGGGGAUGGAACUCAUCAUUUCACAUUGCUUGAUGGCGAAAUGGUAAUUGAUACCUUGCCAGACUCUCAGAAGCAAGAGAGAAGAUAUCUCAUUUAUGAUAUGAUGGCACUUAACCAUACGCCUAUCAUCGAGCGGCCUUUCUAUGAGCGAUGGAAAAUGCUGGAGAAAGAAGUGAUUGAGCCUCGAAAUUAUGAACGGCAUAACAUCUACCAAAGCAGGAAUCCUUAUUACCGUUAUGACCUUGAACCCUUUAGGGUGCGGAGGAAAGAUUUUUGGUUGCUCUCUACUGUAAAUAAGGUUUUGAAGGAAUUUAUCCCCAAGCUCUCUCAUGAGGCAGAUGGCCUUAUUUUUCAGGGCUGGGAUGAUCCUUAUGUACCUCGUACUCAUGAAGGUCUUCUGAAGUGGAAAUAUGCUCGGCUGAACUCUGUUGAUUUUCUAUUUGAGAUUGGUAGUGACGAUCGUGAACAGCUUUUUCUGUUUGAACGGGGGAGAAAGAAGUUGAUGGAAGGGAAUAAAGUUGAAUUUAGAGAUGCUCCAGAUCCCCCUUCUUCUUUCUCUGGGAAAAUUAUAGAGUGUUCUUGGGAUCCUGAUGAACAUGUGUGGGUCUAUAUGCGGAUCAGGACAGAUAAGUCGACUCCCAAUGAUAUCAAUACUUUUAGGAAGGUUAUGCGAAGUAUCAGGGAUAACAUCACAGAGGAAAUCUUAUUAAAUGAGAUAAAUGAGAUUAUUCAGUUGUCCAUGUAUGCUGAUAGAAUAAGGAUUGACAGCAAGGCACGCAUGCAUGCAAAUGCAGUGCGACGCAGGUAACCGAACAGCAUGCUGGCUGGUGUGUAGUUGAUUUGAUUGAGGUAUUGGAUGCUUGGGUGUGCCUUUGAUUGCAUGCGUGGUCCAAGUUUCUGUUGGUUGCAACUUGAGAGUUAUGUGCAUACCUAAGCUGGUGAGGGCAUCAUGUAAUUAGCUAUCUCUGCUGUUAGUCUUGUAGGGUGAGUUGUAUGAUCCAGGGUGGUACAUUAGUUGAAUAGUUGGGCCACAUUCAGGUUGGAAACUAUUUUUCUUACAGUCGUUCAGAUGAAGAGGAUUAGAAUUAGGGUAACCAAUGUAUAUUAGUGUAUUUCUUUUUCUAGUUUCUCCCCUGUACUGGUGAUCCCUUGAGUAAUAUUAGAAGUAAUCAUUUUCCUGUC